This is a messenger RNA of Trypanosoma brucei brucei TREU927, 1101 nucleotides long. Its product is annotated as nucleosome assembly protein, putative. Gene Ontology annotation, molecular function: histone binding; chromatin binding. Gene Ontology annotation, biological process: nucleosome assembly. Gene Ontology annotation, cellular component: chromatin; nucleus. The record is from RefSeq and is a predicted model, not a curated record. The transcript has a single exon. Lineage: Eukaryota; Euglenozoa; Kinetoplastea; Trypanosomatida; Trypanosomatidae. The coding region runs from base 1 to 1101 and encodes 366 amino acids.
AUGCCGCCGAAGCGAAAAUCAGCUCAGCACCAACGGGAUGACGAUGAUGAUAUGUCGUCCCAGUGGGUGGAAGGUAACUCAACGCCCUUCCAAAAAUACUUCAACACGAAGUACUCCUCCGAGUUCAUGGGAAGCCUUCCCGAACGAAUUCGUCAGCGCGCCCAGGUUCUCCUGUACUACCAUGAGAAAUGUGAGAGGAUCCGGAAGGACUUUGAGGAAAAGGAAACGGCGCUGCGCCGCAAGUAUGAUGAGAUUUACGCACCUCUGCUGGACAAGCGGAAGGAGAUCAUUACAGGUGCGCAUCUGCCAACAGACGAAGAGGUAAGGAAAGGACUCCCUAGCGAGCACGAGGGGAAGGUAAGUGUUACCACUGAUGCCGAUGUGGGGAAAGGACUUCCUGGUUUCUGGCUGCGCGUGUUGAAGCACCAUGUUCUUUCCGCUUCCAUGAUUCGAGAUCACGAUGAACCUGUUCUUAUGCAUUUAAUAGACGUGCGCUCAGGCGUUGUGGACGGUGGUUAUGGGAGUAUUGCCGUUGCGUUUGUUUUCGAGCCGAACCCAUUCUUCCAAGAGGAGACCCUAAUUCUGAAGCUUGUCCAGGGGGACGACGGGGCGACUGUCACCCGUACCCCCAUCACGUGGAAACCGGGGAAGGAUGUAACGGUGAGGACGGAGAAGGUAAAGAAGUCAGGGAAACGUGGGCAAGGGGGGAAGGUAAAGACAAUCACUGUUCCGCAGCCCUCGUUUUUCAACACUUUUAAGGAGAAUGGUGGGUCGGGUGCCGCCACCGCUCACGAUGAUGAUGAUGAGGAUGAUGAAGAUGAAGAUGAGUGGACUGAACAGCUUCUUCAGGUGCUUCAUACAAGCAUCAUUCCGUCCGCUGUCCACCACUACACCGGCGAAGCCCCGGAUGGCGCUAGUGAUAUUGAUACUGACUACGAUGAUGAUGAUGACGACGAUGACGAUGACGAUGACGACGAUGAUGAUGAUGACGACGAUGACAUACCUCCCCAGAGAGGCCGCAGACAGCAAGGCGGUGCUUUCGGCAGGGGAAGUGGCAAGCAAUCACAGCAGCAACCUCAGCAACAAUGCAAACACCAGUAA